Molecule: messenger RNA, 2763 nt
Organism: Xiphophorus maculatus (southern platyfish)
Lineage: Eukaryota; Metazoa; Chordata; Actinopteri; Cyprinodontiformes; Poeciliidae
Gene: hhatla
Product: protein-cysteine N-palmitoyltransferase HHAT-like protein
Exons: 13
Coding region: 194-1747 (517 amino acids)
Biological process (GO): negative regulation of N-terminal protein palmitoylation
Cellular component (GO): endoplasmic reticulum
Molecular function (GO): acyltransferase activity
Source: RefSeq, a predicted model, not a curated record
CUCCUUCGGUUGAGCCCGCAACAUCCUGACCGGCCUUGGCUGGUGUCAGGGAGCGCCAAGCCCGCACAGGGACGGAUGAAUUAGUGAACCUGCAGUGACCGCCAUUCGCUUCAUUUCUCACUUCUUCUCUUUAUUGAAGAGUCGUGAUUGUGCAAAGCGGACACAAGGUUGGCCUCCAGCGCCCAGAUUCACCAUGGGGAUCAAGGCUGCUCUCCCCAGAUAUGAGCUGUAUCUCUACUCUGCUGUGCUCGCAGGGGCUCUGAUAUGGGCUGGCAGUUGGAUAUUUGAAGCCUCCAGUGAUAAUGUAAACAGAAAGGCCUUUAAGGAAAGUGUGAAGCCAGGAUGGCAUUAUUUUGGCAGGAAAAUGGAUGUUGCGGACUUCGAGUGGAUGAUGUGGUUCUCUACAUUCCGCAAUCAUAUCCUUUUUGCGCUCACCGGUCACGUGAUCUUUGCCAAGAUAUUUACCCUGCUCGCUCCAAAGAUUGGUAUUGAUGGAUGUCAGCACAGACCCUUGAUCUUUGCCGCGUACGGAGGGCUGGCCGUCCUGGUCACCAUGGGCUGGACCUUCAUGACUCUGGUUGUGUCCCACUGCGUCAUAUUGUACAGCGUCGCCCUGGUCAAGAAGAAGUGGAUGUGCUUUGCUGCAGGUCUGGGCACGCUGGCCUCCAUCAAGCUGGAGCCGUAUAACUCCUGGCAGGAGACCUUGGUGACCGGAUCGUUUGACCUGCAAGACGUCCUGUUCUAUGGAGGCUGUGGCUUCAGCAUCAUGCGCUGCAUGAGCUUUGCCUUGGAGAACUGUGACAGGAAAGAGGGCAACUACACCUUCUCCGACCUCCUGAAAUACAACUUCUACCUCCCGUUCUUUUUCUUUGGACCUAUUAUGACUUUUGACCGUUUUCAUGCCCAGGCUAACAACACUCAGCUAACCCGCAAGGAGAGGGAGAUGUGGAACAUCACCACCAAGGCCUUGUUACACCUGGGAGUUAUUCUGGUGGUGGACGUCUUCUUCCACUACUUGUACAUCUUGACUAUACCCAGCGACAUGAAGUUGGUCAACAAGCUGUCUGACUGGUGUUUGGCGGGACUGGCUUAUUCCAACCUGGUGUAUGACUGGAUAAAAGCAGCUGUAAUGUUUGGUGUCAUCAACACUGUGGCGACACUGGACCACCUUGACCCGCCUCAGCCUCCCAAGUGUAUCACCAUGCUCUACGUCUUUGCUGAGACGCACUUUGACAGAGGCAUCAACGACUGGUUGUGCAAGUAUGUCUAUGACUAUAUUGGCGAGAAUCAUGACAAGAUCUUUAAAGAACUUCUUGCAACAGUCUGCACUUUUGCCAUCACCACCUUGUGGCUGGGCCCGUGUGAGCUGGUUUACAUCUGGUCAUUUUUCAACUGCUUUGGCCUCAACUUUGAACUGUGGGUGGCAAAGUUCUUCUCCAUCCCACCCUUUUCUAUCAUGGAGGGAGCUAUGGGUGAAGCCAUGUCUCGUAGGAUCAGGGGUGUCUUCAACGCUGCCAAUUUCUGGGCUAUUGUCCUCUACAAUGUUCUUUCCCUGAACAGCUUGGAGUUUGCCAAGCUGGUGGGCAGAAGGAUUAUUUUCAAAGGUUUUCCUCUGUCCACCCUCUCCGUGCUGCUUGUGACUUACUGUGGUGUGCAGCUGGUGAAGGAAAGGGAGCGCCAGCAGGCCCUGCUGGAGGAUCCAGACCCAGUGAAGCCAGUGGAUGAUGGCAAAGAGAAAGCUGAAUAAUCAACCAUAUAACCACUGUAUUUUUUAUUUUUUACUUCUAUGGCAGGCCCCUGACAAGGUUUCACUGUUAGCCUCGCCAACUGUAACAAAACUAGACUGUGACAGCCGGUUGGCACCUUUAUUGUUCACGAGGGCGGAAGCUUUUGCUUGUCAAAAGUGAGCCAGUAUUUUUGGACGUAAAGUACCCUGAAGUGCACUUGCAGCAGAUAAUCGUAAACAUACUUUGGCACAAACCUAAGAUUGACAUGUUUUGUAUUUGUAUUUUAUCUGAACAAACGUUUAUUAUGCCGAUCGCAAGCCUUGCAAAGAAAACAAUUAAUAAGAGGAUAGGUAAAGUAAUUUUUUUUUUUAAAUGAGCAGCUACUUUGCUCAGUUUGUACUCUACCAUUUUAUUAUUCUCAGAUUUGAACAUUCUUGCCUUUCAUCGCCUGCAGUAUAGUUUAUUUUAUUCAAAUAUUGUUGUUUUUUUUUCCUUUAGAUGCUUCAGAGGCUAUUAUCACAAACUUAAAGGGAAUGAAACUUGAAAGAAACCUGCAAUAAGAAACACAAACAAAGGGUGCUGUGGAGGUCUUCCACAAGGCUUUCAGAUGAUUGUAAUGUAUUUGUACUAGUAACAGUAGCGGAUAGACUUUUGUUUUUAAUAGUUGAUAUGUAUUGGAUGUCUUAGGAUGCUGAAUGUAUUUAAGUCUUUGAACCACGUGCAGAAGAUGAUUGCCUUUUUCCACUUCACAGGGUGGUUUUUUUUCACAGGGAAUUACUGAUAAAUAUUGGUGUAUCUUUCCUCCAACCAUCUCACACAUGUCAGGCGCACACUUUGCUCUGGUAGACAAUAGAGCGAACAAAGAGUCUGGGUCAGUCUUUCAGUGCCUGUCAACAAAACCUGCAGCUUGUCUCCAACGUGGAAGGUAAUGAGGGAAACUUUAUAAAGACUGUAAUAUGUUUUGUCUUUCGGUGCUUUCAUGCGAAUGGCUGUUUAUUUAACUGUUUGUCCUGAAAUAAAGAUUUAUUUCAUCCUG